Messenger RNA from Panthera uncia (snow leopard), 1943 nucleotides. Its product is annotated as arylacetamide deacetylase-like 2. Lineage: Eukaryota; Metazoa; Chordata; Mammalia; Carnivora; Felidae. Gene Ontology annotation, molecular function: carboxylic ester hydrolase activity. The transcript has 9 exons. Gene Ontology annotation, cellular component: membrane. Bases 769 to 1818 code for a protein of 349 amino acids. The record is from RefSeq and is a predicted model, not a curated record.
GCGCCUUCCGGCUUCUCCUCAGCCACCCCGCGGGAGAAGCGGCCCACGCCCUCCAGAGCCACUGUGGAACUAGAAGCCCAGAGAAAGGGAAGUUCUAGUUCACUUUUCUGGAUCUUUUCUGGACAAGAACGUAUCAAGGACUGCUAUCAAACCCUUUCUUCCUGUAUCUCAGACCAACAGGUAGGAGAAAGAGACACUUUCUGGAAGGACAUAAGUCUUGGAGAUCUUAGAGAAACAGAAGUAAUUCUAUAUUUGUGCUGGUAACUUUGGACUACCUCUAGAAUUCCCUCAUAACCACCCAACUUAGAUCCACUCUUUCUUGAAAUGGUGGUGAAAACAUAGCCAAGUCCAAGGGCAUCGCAGCUGUGAAAACAAAAGAAUACCUGGAGGCCUCUGUAAAUCGGAGCUACUUGUCCUGACUUCCAACCCAGAACUCCUUCAAAUAUUUUACACCCCAGAUAAAUCAUAAAAGUUUUACUUCAAACUGGCACAGCGUCAUCAUGGUUUGUGAAAUACAAAUAUUUCGUAUUUGACAACACUGUAUUGCAUUUCUAUUAGGCUUUACAAUUUGUAUUUCCCCUUCUCAGAGGUAGAUUUUAUUCCUCUAUACGAUACCUGAUUUGAGAGAAUUUUAGCACUGAUCUCAUUCAUAGUUGGAAGUCCCCUGUUUUUUGAUGUCAUGAACUUGAUGUGUAUGUAAAUUGAUCAACAGGAAAUAUUCAGUUCACGGUAGCUCUGAAGAGUCUCCAGGCUACAUUAUUGGAAAAUAUGGGUCUUAUUGGAUAUGCGGAAUUAUUUUCCAUGUUACUGAAAUUGGACCAAACAGUACUAAUUUCAGAUGAAAACAUUACAGUGAUGGAUACAAAGUUUACUGACAUUCCAGUAUGUUUGUACUUGCCAAAGAAGAAGUCAGAAAGCCAGAGACGGGCUGUAAUUUUUAUUCAUGGUGGUGCCUUUGUUAUGGGAAGUUGCAGGCAGAUGGCUUAUGACUUCCUGAAUAGAUGGACAGCAAAUAAACUUGGUGCUGUUGUUGUGGGAAUAGACUAUAGGCUAGCUCCUCAAUAUCAAUUUCCUGUUCCCCUUGAAGAUGUCAUUUCUGUGGUCAGAUUCUUUCUACAGGAUAACAUUCUUGCAAAAUAUGGAGUGGAUCCUUCCCGAAUCUGUAUUUCAGGUGAUAGUUCUGGGGGUACAUUGGCAGCAAAAGUUACUCAACUGGUACAAAAUGAUCCAGAAUUCAAAAAUAAAAUUAAGGCACAAGCUUUAAUUUACCCUGGCUUGCAGGCGGUGGAUGUUUUAAUGCCCUCUCACCGACAAAAUGAGCAUGGUCCGAUUCUGUCAAGGGAUAUGGCAAUUAAAAUGGGAUGCCUGUACUUGACCAAGGAUAAAGCACUGCCCCAAGCAGUGAGAGAAAAUCAACAUAUGCCCCAUGGAUCAAGACAUCUGUUCAAGUUGGUUAACUGGAGUACUCUUCUUCCUGAAAAAUAUAGAAGGAAUCACAUAUAUACUGAACCAAUUAUUGGGAAGCUUAACUCUUCGUAUCCAGUACUUUUGGAUAGCAGGUUAUCACCCUUGUUAGCCACUGAUUCCCAAUUAGAAAAAUUGCCACUAACUUAUAUCAUCACCUGUGAACAUGAUAUCCUAAGAGAUGAUGGACUUAUAUACGUCUCACGACUUCGAAAUGCUGCAGUUAACGUUUCUCAUGACCACAUAGAGGAUGGGAUCCAUGGAGCACUUUUUUUCAUGACAACACCAUUUUACUUACAUGUAGGCUUUAGAAUAAGUGAUAAAUAUAUUAAUUGGCUUGAAGAAAAUCUAUAAAUAGUACAUGUAGCUAGCUAAUUAUUUAUUUAGUAAUAUAAUCCAAAGGUUAUAUUUGAAAGUUUGUGACUUUAAGGAACAGAACAAUGAUAUUCUUUUUGAAUAAAUGUAAGUUUAAAAGCAAA